Gymnodraco acuticeps is the source of this 1712-nucleotide messenger RNA. RefSeq names its product nucleolar and spindle associated protein 1 (gene nusap1). Gene Ontology annotation, molecular function: microtubule binding. Gene Ontology annotation, biological process: mitotic chromosome condensation; mitotic cytokinesis; establishment of mitotic spindle localization. Gene Ontology annotation, cellular component: microtubule; mitotic spindle; nucleolus. Lineage: Eukaryota; Metazoa; Chordata; Actinopteri; Perciformes; Bathydraconidae. The record is from RefSeq and is a predicted model, not a curated record.
UUGAAUCGCAGUAUGUUUAACCGUCAGCUCCUCCACACAUCCUUCAGAAACUUAACGUGUGUGUUGGGUUUUCUCUUAUAUUACGGAAUAGAAUAUAACAAAAACAUGGAUUUGGACUCUAUGAAAUAUGCGGAGCUGAGAAUCACCGCUAAGGAGCUCGGGCUUAAAGGGAAUAUGAAGGCUGAAAAACUCCUGAAAGCGAUCAAGCAGCAUUAUCGUCAAGAAAAGGACAAAGAGGAGGAAGUGCAGGAGCAGGAGAAAGAUGUCGCUGCUGCUGCUGAAGAAGAUGAAGCUGUGACACAGGACAGUGUUCAGGAUGAUGAAGAGUCAGCGUGUGAGGAAGAGGUUCCCUGCCCCACUGUGUUUGUGAACACACGUCGGGGCAAAGGAAACGGUAACCAAGAGAAAACUCGUGUUGACACUGAUGUGGCUUCAUCUGCUGCACCCUGUGGGGCUCGGGGGGCUAAGAAGAGGAAAGUGUCCUCUGCCAAGGACUCUGAACAAAGUGAGACCGCGCCUCCUCAGGAGCCCCAGACCUCUGAGGAAAAAGCUCCGAAAGUGGCCAAAGUCGGUAAAAUCCCUCGACUGCAGGCUAAGAAAAAGCUGAUGUUGAACCCUGUCACUCCUAACUUCAAGAAACUCCACGAGGCAAAUUUCAGCAAGAUGGAGUCCAUUGACUCUUAUGUCCAGAGAAAAAACAAACAGACGGAGUCUCUUAGGAGCUCAAGCAAGGAACUGAAGACUCUGUCAGACAAAACUAUACCGCAGCAAGUUGAUGCCAAAACUAAAGUGAAGGCGAGCGAGAGUCGCGCCUCCAUGUUCAGCCCCAUCCUGCCGAAUAAGAAACCAGCGGAGGACAAACGCAGGAACACUGUGCUCUCUGCCAGUAAAGCCAAAGCUGCAGGGAAGGAAGCGGCUCUGUUCAGACCGUCUGUCCUCUCCACGCGCAGGAUCAACGUUCGGUUCUCAGAAGCCACUCGUGACAAUGAGAAUAAGAAAUCUCUGGUGAAGACGCCGGCGCGCAGGACUCUCUGCGUGACCUCGAGCACGCCUAAAAAACCCACCACCGCUGAGGAGAGAAGCCCAAAGCCGGCAAGACUUUCUCUGCCACAAAACACUUCAGGAGCGUUUGUUUUCACGGGCAACACGAGUGCUUUGGUUACCCCCGGGAACCAGAAGAAGCCGACCUUUGACCUGAAGGCCAGUCUGUCUCGUGCCCUCGCCUACAAGCCCCACUCAGGUAAACUGAAGCCGCUCGGAGACGCCAACGAAAACCCGGCAGCAAACAAGUCGCUGAUCUCAAACUCUCAUCAGAAAAACUACAAACAGCACCAGGUCCAGACACGGGGGGACAGGAGAGGGAAACACGAGGAAGGCAGGAAGCAGAAGAAAGAGAAUCUGCUCGGGGCCAGAAGAGGCCUCGUCAUGAUGUGAAAAAAAUAUCCCGCUUGUUUGUAUACGUUUUGUACAGCUUGUUGUCCACUGUAAAUAUUUAGUUUUCUGCAGCUCACGCUCCUUUUAGCCCGCUGUUAGGAAGCUCUAAUCCUCUGCUUCUAGAUUACCUAAUGUGUUUCUGAUCUGAUGGCGUAGUUUACAGCUCUUAAUGAUGCUUUUAUUAAUUGACACCGUUGUACUUUUGUUCUUAAAAAUUAGAUUUGCCUUGUUUUAUACAUUCUUUUGGGAAACGACUGAUAAAAGACUGAUACUAAUUA